Helianthus annuus (common sunflower) is the source of this 1386-nucleotide messenger RNA. RefSeq lists its product as uncharacterized. The coding region runs from base 1 to 1386 and encodes 461 amino acids. The transcript has a single exon. Gene Ontology annotation, molecular function: catalytic activity. Lineage: Eukaryota; Viridiplantae; Streptophyta; Magnoliopsida; Asterales; Asteraceae. The record is from RefSeq and is a predicted model, not a curated record.
AUGAAUUUCGGAACAAUUAAUAUUAAAGGAGCAGGAGGGAUUGGGAAGGCGGCUCGAGUCAAAGGGUUAUUGUCGAAAUUCAAUUUAGCUUUUAUUGCUAUACAAGAAACACAAUUUAGGGACUUGUCCUUAAGUAAAAUAAGAAGAUUCUGGGAUAGCUCUAGUUUUGAAUUUUCGAAAGUGGAUGCUGACGGUAGAUCUGGGGGAUUAUUAUCACUAUGGAAUCCUUUAGUGUUUAAGAAGGAACUGGAACUAAAAAGUCAGAAUUUUUUAAUAAUAAAGGGUAAAUUAACAGGAGAAAACGAAGAUUUGGUUGUGGUGAAUGUGUACGGCUCAACAUCAAAGGCAAAUAGGAUAAGAAUGUGGGAAGAAUUACUGGAGGCGAAAAAUCAAAUAACCGGAGAUUGGAUCAUGCUUGGCGACUUCAACGAGGUAAGAUUUCCUGAAGAUAGAUUUAAUUCUGAGUUUGAUGUGAAUGGGGCUAUAUGUUUUAAUAAUUUUAUUAGUAGAGGGGGAUUCUUGGAAUACAACAUGACUGGCCGAAAAUUUACAUUUCUAUCGGGUGACCGCAAGAACCUAAGUAAAAUCGAUCGGGUUUUGGUGUGUGGAAACUUCAUGAAUAAAUGGCCGAAUGCAUCUUUACUGGCUCUAAACAGAGACAUAUCUGAUCAUAGUCGCCUAAUACUUACCACAGUCAAUAAUAGCUUUGGUCCCUCUCCAUUCAGACUGUUUAAUAGUUGGUUCUCACUAGAAGGUUUUGACGAGGCUGUGAGAAGAGGUUUGGAUAAAUUAAGUGAGUCAAGAUUCAAAGAUGAAGAAAUGUCAGAUAAGUUAAAAGCUGUUAAAGAAGAGCUAAAGAAAUGGCGAAAAAAUAAAAAAGAAGAAGAGGAGAGAGUUAUUCUGGAAGCAAAGAACAAACUGGAACACUUAGAUGAGAUAGCGGAAAAUAGACAGUUAACGGAAGAGGAAAUCAAAACAUGGCAAUCAUGUAAAUCAAAAAUAAAAGAAUGUCAAGAAGUGAUGGCUUUAGAUAUGCAACAAAAGGCCAGGCUCAGGUGGGUCGAAUUGGGAGAUGAAAACACGAAUUUUUUCCAUUCCAUUGUUAACAAUCAUAUCGCUAGGAAUAGAAUAGCGGGGUUAUGGAUUGAAGGGGUUUGGGUGUCAGAUCCGAUACAGAUUAAAGCACAGUUUCUAUUGGCCUUUAAAGAAAAGUUUAAGGAACCAGUAAGAUCAAGACCCAGGAUUGGCCCAGGAGAUUUUAAAAAAUUAAGUGAGGAACAAUCGAUUGAUCUAAUUUCACCAUUUACAAUAGAAGAGGUACGUAGUGCGUUUGGGAUUGUGGAAUUAAUAAAUCGCCUGGUCCAUACGGGAUUACCUUCAAAUUGA